Molecule: messenger RNA, 871 nt
Organism: Acyrthosiphon pisum (pea aphid)
Lineage: Eukaryota; Metazoa; Arthropoda; Insecta; Hemiptera; Aphididae
Product: putative protein phosphatase 2C T23F11.1
Exons: 2
Coding region: 340-606 (88 amino acids)
Molecular function (GO): cation binding
Source: RefSeq, a predicted model, not a curated record
AGACCCCUCCAAAAAACAUUCCUUAUUUAUUUAGAUAUAAGCUGCUUAUAGAGUAUUUUAAAUUAAUAAUUGUGUUAGGUGGGCUGUAGCCCCCCCAGAAUUUUAAUCCUACUUGCGAUUAUGCUCAUGUACCAAUAGCUGGUCAUUUAAUACAUAUUGCUUGUUGUUUUGAGCUAAAUACAUUAUGUUAUGCAGUUAAUAUAAUAGGUAUAUAUACUAUAUAGGUAUACACUGCUAUACUGUUUACAGAUAGGUGAUGAGCAUUGAACACAUUGUACACUGUAGUGAUGUCCACAUAUCGCGAGGACUAAGGAGCAAAAUGUUCAUCAGAGUUUUACUAUGUGUCAGACAUUAUCAGAACCAGUGACUACAAAGCACACGGAAAGCUAUCAGAACAUGCAGUUUUUAAAGGUUGGCUCCAGCUCUAUGCAAGGAUGGAGAAUCAACAUGGAAGACUCCCACACUCAAAUCCUGGAACUUCCUGAUGAUCCAAGUGCCGCAUUUUUUGGAGUAUAUGAUGGUCAUGGCGGUAAUAAUUAUUUUAAGAGAAUAUCAACUACAAAUUCGUCGGUCGUAUGUCAAAAUGACAGUUGCACCGGUUUUUGAUUAAAAAUACGCUGAUGCAUAUUAUAAUGAAUCUAGGAAAAAAAGUCAAUAAUUAAUCAAUAUAGUAGGUAUAUAAUCAUAGUUUUAUAACUCAUAAAAUUAGAAACAAUCAUAUUUUAAAUGUACGUUCAACUUUGUAAAAAGAAAUAUCUAGUUUACUUAUGGAAUACAGUCAAUAACUUAUACAUUAAAAAACAAUUUAAUCACCCUUUUUUCUUAUAUUAGGUCUUUUCUUAUAACUUGGCUUGUACCGUACAACCCAUGA